This is a messenger RNA of Leptopilina heterotoma, 483 nucleotides long. Its product is annotated as venom metalloproteinase antarease-like TfasMP_A. The transcript is spliced from 4 exons. Lineage: Eukaryota; Metazoa; Arthropoda; Insecta; Hymenoptera; Figitidae. Gene Ontology annotation, biological process: proteolysis. Bases 1 to 483 code for a protein of 160 amino acids. Gene Ontology annotation, molecular function: metalloendopeptidase activity. The record is from RefSeq and is a predicted model, not a curated record.
AUGUAUAAUGAAAAUGAAUUCAAAUUGGGAAAAGAUUACGACGUUGCUGUUUUACUGGGUUCAAAUCUAAAGUUCUUUUAUGGAAUUUCAGGUACGGCAACAGAAGGAGGAGCAUGUUCUAAAGAUACAAAUGAGAAAAUAAUAUCAUCUACAUUGAUUAUGUUGGAUAAUACACAAUUUUCUGGAGUAAUUGGUGCAACACAUGAAUUAGCUCAUUUAUUUGGAACCCCUCAUGAUGGUGACAGAGCGGAUCAAAAUUUCCUUGGAGAAGGAGCAGAAGCAUGUCCUGAAGACGAAGGUUAUAUGAUGAGCACAGUAACUGGUGGAAAAUACCAAUUUCACUUUUCUUCAUGCUCGAAAAAAAUUAUGUCUCACUUUUUCAGUCAAAAGAGUGCUAAAUGUCUUCUUAACAAUCCAGCUGAUCACAGGUAUGAUGAACAAAUGUUAAGAAUAUUGCCUGGUAAAUUAUCGUCAAUAGAUUAA